AUACAUGGUAAAAUUUUGAGGCUAAUCCCCGUGAACCUGCGGCUGAUAAGAGGAGGAUUUGGAGUUCAUAUGGCAUGCAAGCACUUGCCAGUGCGGCCAUGCCGCCAUAUAUCCGCCGAUUCUCUUGCUUCUGUAUCGCUACUAGCCACGGCCGCACCACCAAGCCAAAUUCCAAUGCUUCUCUCUACGCAAUUUCCGAUCUCCUCAAGUUCUGCAAGACCCCCAUUGACCUCAAGCAAGUCCAUGCCCGUAUCGUCCAGAAAGGACUCGAGCAAGAUCAUUUCCUCGUGACCCAAUUCAUUUCAUCGUCCAAUUCAUUUGCCAACAUCUUCUAUUCCACAUCCGUCUUUGAUCGUGUUGUCUCACCCAGUACCUUUCUUUGGAACUCUCUUGUCCGUGGAUACUGUAAGAAGUUGCAUUUUGUUGAUACGAUUUCGCUAUUUGUGCGUAUGAAAAGGGAGGACGGCGUUCCUGAUCGGUAUACGUUCCCUUCGCUUCUCAAGGCGUGCGCGAGUGAGGGGAAGGUGAUUGAAGGGAUGGUCCUUCACGGAUCCAUCUUGAGAUGUGGGGUUGAUGGGGAUUUAUAUGUGACGACGAGUUUAGUGAACGUGUAUGGGAAGGGUGGGUUAGUCGACUGUGCUCGUAAGGUGUUUGAUGGGAUGUCGCAGAAGAAUGUGGUUUCUUGGACGGCUAUGAUUGUUGGGUAUUCGAAUAUUGGGAAUUUGGUGGAGGCAAAGAAGCUUUUCGAUUCGAUGCCGGAGAGAAAUGUGGCGUCGUGGAAUGCACUCAUAGGAGGGUGCAUGAAAAUGGGUGAUCUAAAGAGCGCUGAGAAGGUAUUCGAUGAAAUGCCAGAAAAGAAUGUUGUAUCUUUCACAACAAUGAUCGAUGGGUAUGCUAAAGCCGGCGACAUGGUUUCUGCCAGGAAAUUAUUUCAACAAGCUCCUGAGAGAGAUAUCGUCGCAUGGUCGGCUUUGAUAUCUGGGUAUACACAAAAUGGACAUCCAAAUGAGGCAGUCGAGACAUUUCUCGAAAUGGGUUUAAGGAAUGUGAAACCUGAUGAGUUUGUAUUGGCAAGCUUGAUGUCAGCUUGUUCCCAAGUGGGUAAUUUGGAUUUAGCUAAAUGGGUUGAUUCAUAUGCUACCAAGUUAUUGAUUGAUCUUCGUGGAGCUCACGUUAGGGCAGCUCUUAUAGACAUGAACGCCAAGUGUGGAAACAUGGAGAGAGCCAUGAAUCUGUUUGAUGAAAUGCCUAAAAGAGAUCUAAUUUCCUAUUGUUCUAUAAUGCAAGGGUUGUCGAUCCACGGGCGUGGGGAUCAAGCUGUGUCACUCUUCGAGAGGAUGCUGGAUGAAGGUCUAACUCCCGAUGAAGUAGCCUUCACAGUCAUCUUGACAGCUUGUAGCCGUGCUGGGUUCGUGGAUGAAGGUUGGCAUUACUUUGAAUUCAUGAGGAGUAAAUACUCCAUGAUUCCCUCUCCUGAUCACUAUGCAUGUAUUGUUGAUCUUCUUAGUCGAUCUGGGAGACUAAAAGCAGCUUACGAGCUUAUAAAAUCCGUGCCUGUUCAAUCCCAUGCUGGUGCAUGGGGUGCACUGCUAGGGGCCUGCAAAUUAUAUUGCAAUUCUGAGCUUGCAGAAGUGGUCGCUUCUCGACUUAUUGAGCUUGAGCCUCAAAAUGCUGGCAACUAUGUGCUGUUAUCAAAUAUCUAUGCUGCAGCAGAAAGGUGGUUGGAUGUGUCUGUCGUAAGAAACCAAAUGAAUGAGAGAGGGGUUAGAAAAAUACCUGGUUGCAGUUGGAUUUAAUUCAUGGCGUUCUGUAUAUGGUAUCGGCAACUUUAUCUGCUCCAGCAUUGAUCUCACUCGGUUCAACAUCUUGAUUCUUUAGACUAUUAUUUCUAUACUGGAAUUCAGCAGUGAUAAGAACCGAAAUUGAAGUUAAUCACUGAAAACUGAAUUAUGUUCCAAGUAUGACAUGGCCACAGCAGCAUGAAGUGCUGCUCCUAUGGGA
This is a messenger RNA of Momordica charantia (bitter melon), 2001 nucleotides long. Its product is annotated as Pentatricopeptide repeat (PPR-like) superfamily protein. Gene Ontology annotation, biological process: RNA modification. NCBI's taxonomy places the organism in Eukaryota, Viridiplantae, Streptophyta, Magnoliopsida, Cucurbitales, Cucurbitaceae. The record is from RefSeq and is a predicted model, not a curated record. Gene Ontology annotation, molecular function: protein binding; RNA binding.